AUGAGUACCAUAGAAACUAUGCAAGUGGUGGUAUACGAGGGCCCCUUUAACAUCGUGGUGAAGAAAAAGACCAAGCCGGUGCUUGUCGAUGAUACGGAUGCUAUCCUCAAGGUUCAUAUUGCGGGUGUCUGUGGAAGUGACUUGCAUAUGUACCGUGGGCAUCAGAAGACAAUCACAGGUCAUACUAUGGGGCAUGAGUUUAUUGGCACUAUCGAGAGCGUCGGAUCAGCGAUCACCAGAUUCAACGUUGGCCAGAAAGUGAUGUCUAUGUUCUCUCCCAUGUGUAUGCGAUGCUGGUUCUGUCAACACGGCCACACGAAUCGAUGUGUCAACGGUCCCUCCUACGGAAGCAUGGCUCUCGAUGGAGGACAGGCUGAAUUCGUCCGCGUCCCCUUUGCUGACAGCACCCUCGAAUUCAUCCCUGAAGAGGUCCACGACGAAAUGAUGAUUCUCAUGUGUGACAUUUUUCCAACGGGCUACUACGGCGCCAUGAAGGCCAUCACCAAGUUGCUGCGGAAUACUCAGACGGCUGAAUCAAUCGUGGGGGGAACGCUUCAUGCGCCUUCGGCCCUGCGACCCGCUUUUCAAACGAUCCCUCUCGACGAGGUGGUGGUUGUUUGUCUGUCUUGGAUGUGGACCAGUUGGACUGUGCCAAUUCUCUCUGCGAAGGUCCUUGGGGCAGGCACGGUAUAUGCGGUUGACUCUGCCGACGAUCGUUUGGAGGAAGCUAGAAAGAUGGGUGCAUUGCCGUUAAAGCUUGGGACGGAUUACAUCCCUGAAAUUGUCCGGUCUGCUACCGCAGGACGUGGAGCCGACGCUGUUGUUGAGAUCGUGGGCAAUCAAUCUGCGAUGCGCCUUGCCAUUGACUUGGUCCGGCCUUGUGGCAUCGUUUCGUCUGUGGGCUUCCACCAGGGAGACCUUCCUUAUACGGCAUUUGAAGCAUAUUCGAAAAACCUAGAUAUCAACAUGGGACGCGCUGCUGCACGACCCGUCUAUGGCGAGGCAUUAAAGGUCUUUGCUGAGAACCAGGAUAAGUUUGCCGAUUUCAUCACCCAUCGCAUGCCGCUCGCAGAUGCGCCGACUGCCUACGAGAUGUUUGAGAAGCAUCAGGCUCGGAAGGUGACCCUGACGCUAUAG
This is a messenger RNA of Penicillium argentinense, 1137 nucleotides long. RefSeq lists its product as uncharacterized. Gene Ontology annotation, molecular function: zinc ion binding; oxidoreductase activity. The coding region runs from base 1 to 1137 and encodes 378 amino acids. Lineage: Eukaryota; Fungi; Ascomycota; Eurotiomycetes; Eurotiales; Aspergillaceae. The transcript has 4 exons. The record is from RefSeq and is a predicted model, not a curated record.